AUGUUGCGCAGGUGCAAUUUUGGUCACCGCGUCGACAUUACGUCGUUUUUUUCCCACCCAACUUGCGCCAUCUACCUUAUCCCGCUUGUUUCCUUGCUUCGGAGUUAUGCAUCCCGCGAGUCAGACGACGUCCGCAUCAAGCGUCUCAUAAUGCCCUUUGCAAAUCAGCAUAGCGAGGGCGUUGUAGUCGUAUGGGCGAUGGGCAAGUGGACGGUUCACAUCCUCGAUCUCAAGGUGAAACUUCAGAUUUAUCAUCGUCCCACAGAUACUCGCAUAUUUCCAGCAUUUCCCUCGCACUUCCCAUCGAUCUUUACUUGCCUUGCCCGCAAUUUAUUUCAAGUUAUCGAGUCUUCAGGCGGUCGUCACAUUUUUACCGUUCGUUGGUCUGACCUUGCGCAGCGCUUCGCAUUGGACGCCAUCGGAUCGUUGGUUAUUGGGCACAGCUUCAACUCUAUUCAUACAGAAUCACAAUUCGUAACAGAUUAUAAUCAGAUGAUGCAUGACAUGGCGGAACCCCUGUACCUCGUUGCGCCUUUCUUUGAGUGGAUAUUCCCGAGGCAGAAGGUGAGCAGACGGAUGGACCGUCUUUUCGAGGGGUUCAACAAGCUCCUCGAAGCCAAGCGCUCGGGAUCAGGUGAAGACCUCAUGACCAUGAUGAUGAAACACCCAGACCUGUCCCAAAAGCAACUUCUCGAUAACAUGGCAGCGCCAUUCUUAGCCGCAUGCAUACGAGAAGCACUCCGCAUUAACCCCCCUGGGGUUUACGUCACCCCGCGCAUAUCACCUGUUGACGUGACCCUCGGAUCCACCAUAACAAGGCAAUCUGGGGUGACCCAGAAGGAACCAUGGUAUCCAUUUUCAACUGGUGCGCGCCAGUGCCCUGCAUACAAUUUUGCGCUUUAUGAACUCCGCACGUUGGUUGCAUUAUUGUUGCAACGUUACGAAUGGUGUCUGCCACAACCGUCUAUCCAUACUGGCGGCUUGAAAAAUGGGUUUUCAGCGUUUGUGCUGGCGUUACCUGCAGAGCUCGACAUCGCGUUUAGCACUCGCUCCCAUGAUCCUUGA
Messenger RNA from Suillus paluster, 1065 nucleotides. RefSeq names its product cytochrome P450. The record is from RefSeq and is a predicted model, not a curated record. Gene Ontology annotation, molecular function: monooxygenase activity; heme binding; iron ion binding. The transcript has 4 exons. Lineage: Eukaryota; Fungi; Basidiomycota; Agaricomycetes; Boletales; Suillaceae. The coding region runs from base 1 to 1065 and encodes 354 amino acids.